CGGCGGCUUACCUUCCGUCUUCCUUCAGCCUGUGGCCUCUUUUCUUGGAUCGCACAGCAAUGGCGGAGCAACAGCAGUUCUACCUCUUACUGGGCAACCUGAUGAGCCCUGACAACAACAUCAGGAAGCAGUCAGAGGAGACCUACGACAACAUCCCGGGUCAGACGAAGAUCACAUUAUUGCUCCAGGCCAUCCGAGAUGCAUCCGCCGCGGAGGAGGUCAGGCAGAUGGCAGCGGUGCUGCUGCGCCGGCUGCUGUCCUCCUCCUUCGACGAGAUCUACCCCGGCCUGCCGCCCGACAUGCAGACGGCCAUCAAGACCGAGCUGCUGAUGGGCAUCCAGAGCGAGGCCUCGCCCAACAUUCGCAAGAAGAUCUGCGACAUCGCCGCCGAGCUCACCCGCAACCUCAUCGAUGACGAUGGCAAUAACCAGUGGCCUGAGGUCCUGAAGUUCCUGUUCGACUCUGUCAAUUCUCAAAGCGUGGGCCUGCGAGAGUCCGCCCUGCACAUUUUCUGGAACUUCCCAGGAAUCUUUGGGAACCAGCAGCAGCACUACCUGGAGGUGAUCAAGCGCAUGUUGGUCCAAUGUAUGCAGGACCAGGAGAACCCACCGAUCCGCACCCUUGCGGCCAGAGCAGCAGCCUCCUUCGUGCUGUCUAACGAGAACAACACAGCCCUCCUAAAGCACUUCUCUGACCUGCUGCCUGGCAUCCUGCAGGCUGUGAAUGAGUCAUGCUACCAGGGAGAUGAUUCGGUGCUGAAGUCACUGGUGGAGAUCGCAGACACAGCGCCCAAGUACCUGAGGCCCAACCUGGAGGCCACACUGCAGUUGAGCCUGAAGCUGUGUGCAGACACCAACCUUACGAACAUGCAGCGGCAGUUGGCUCUGGAGGUGAUCGUCACUCUGUCAGAGACCGCAGCCGCCAUGCUGAGGAAGCACACCAACAUUGUGGCACAGAGCGUCCCCCAGAUGCUGUCCAUGAUGGUGGAUCUGGAGGAGGACGAGGAGUGGGCCAUGGCGGACGAGCUGGAGGACGACGACUUUGACAGUAACGCCGUGGCAGGCGAGAGCGCCCUGGACAGGAUUGCCUGCGGGCUGGGAGGGAAGUUCGUCCUUCCCAUGAUCAAACAGCACAUCAUGCAGAUGCUGCAGAACCCGGACUGGAAGUACCGCCACGCUGGCCUCAUGGCCCUUUCUGCCAUCGGAGAGGGCUGCCACCAGCAGAUGGAGGCCAUCCUCAACGAGAUUGUCAGCUUUGUGCUGCUCUUCUGUCAGGACCCUCAUCCCAGAGUCCGCUACGCCGCAUGCAACGCCAUUGGGCAGAUGGCCACAGACUUCGCCCCCACCUUCCAGAAGAAAUUCCACGACAAGGUGAUCUCCGCCCUGCUCCAGACCAUGGAGGACCAGAGCAACCCCCGCGUGCAAGCGCACGCCGCCGCCGCCCUCAUCAACUUCACGGAGGACUGCCCCAAGGCCCUGCUCAUCCCUUACCUGGACAACCUGGUGCAGCACCUGCACGUCAUCAUGGUGGCCAAACUGCAGGAGCUGAUCCAGAAAGGCACCAAGCUGGUUCUGGAGCAGGUGGUGACGUCCAUCGCGUCGGUGGCGGACACGGCGGAGGAGAAGUUCGUGCCAUACUACGACCUGUUCAUGCCAUCGCUGAAGCACAUCGUGGAGAACGCCGUGCAGAAGGAGCUGCGGCUGCUGCGCGGGAAGACCAUCGAGUGCAUCAGCCUCAUCGGCCUGGCCGUGGGCAAGGAGAAGUUCAUGCCUGAUGCCUCAGCCGUGAUGCAGCUGCUCUUGAAGACCCAGACUGACUUCAACGACCUGGAAGAUGAUGAUCCACAGAUAUCCUACAUGAUCUCAGCGUGGGCCCGUAUGUGUAAGAUCCUGGGGAAGGAGUUUCAGCAGUACCUGCCUGUGGUCAUGGGCCCGCUAAUGAAGACGGCCUCAAUUAAGCCUGAGGUGGCCCUGCUAGACACCCAGGACAUGGAGAACAUGUGUGAAGAUGAUGGCUGGGAGUUUGUGAAUCUGGGUGACCAGCAGAGUUUUGGCAUUAAGACCGCCGGGCUGGAGGAGAAGGCCACAGCCUGCCAGAUGCUGGUCUGCUAUGCUAAGGAGCUGAAGGAAGGCUUUGUGGAGUACACAGAGCAGGUGGUGAAGCUGAUGGUCCCCUUGCUCAAGUUCUACUUCCAUGAUGGCGUGCGGGUGGCGGCGGCCGAAUCCAUGCCCCUGCUGCUGGAGUGUGCGCGGGUGCGGGGGCCCGAGUACCUCACCCAGAUGUGGCACUUCAUGUGUGACGCCCUCAUCAAGGCCAUCGGCACCGAGCCGGACUCCGACGUCUUAUCUGAGAUCAUGCAUUCCUUUGCCAAGUGUAUUGAGCUGAUGGGAGAUGGCUGCCUGAACAAUGAGCACUUUGAGGAGCUGGGCGGGAUAUUGAAGGGGAAGCUGGAGGAGCACUUUAAAAACCAGGAGCUGAGACAAGCCAAAAGACAGGAUGAAGAUUAUGAUGAACAGGUGGAGGAGACAUUACAAGAUGAGGAUGAAAAUGACGUGUACAUCCUGACAAAGGUGUCGGAUAUCCUGCACUCCGUGUUCAGCAGUUACAAAGAGAAGGUGCUGCCCUGGUUCGAGCAGCUGCUGCAGCUCAUAGUCAAUCUCAUUUGUCCUCACAGGCCCUGGGCAGACAGACAGUGGGGCCUGUGUAUAUUUGAUGACGUGGUGGAGCACUGCAGCCCCUCCUCCUUCAAAUACGCGGAAUACUUCCUGCGGCCCAUGCUGCAGUCUCUGUGUGACUCCAGCCCAGAGGUGCGGCAGGCAGCGGCCUACGGCGUGGGAGUCAUGGCCCAGUUCGGCGGAGAGAACUACAGACCCUUCUGCACAGAGGCCAUUCCUCUUCUGGUUGGCGUGAUCCAGGCAGCCGACUCAAAGUCCAAAGAGAACAUCAACGCCACAGAGAACUGCAUCUCAGCCGUCGGCAAGGUGAUGAAGUUCAGGCCAGAGUGUGUCAGUGUCAACGAGGUCCUUCCUCAUUGGCUCUCCUGGCUGCCUCUCAAUGAAGACAAGGAGGAAGCUGUACACACAUUCAACUAUCUUUGUGACCUUAUUGAAAGCAACAACCCCAUCGUCCUUGGACCUGACAACUCAAAUCUCCCCAAGAUCUUCUCAAUCAUUGCUGAUGGAGUCGUCAACGAGUCCAUCAAACGUGAAGAUGGAUGUAGCAAACGGUUGGCAAAUGUCGUUCGUCAAGUACAGGUGUCUGGAGGACUGUGGACGCAGUGUGUAUCGACGCUGAAUGAGACACAGCAGAAGGCAAUCCAGGACCUGCUGAACACUGCUUGAAAGGCCUUAACCAUCUAUGUACACCUGUAAAACCCUGCUCCUGAUAGUCCUAUGUACCCCAUACCCCCUUUUCGAGCAAUGGACUGUAGCAUGUGUGGAUCCCAAGUGCGGCCUGCUCCCAGCUCCCCCCGGUCCGCUGUGGAGCGCAGGUCUGCGUGUGUGAUUGAGUCCCGCCUGGCGGGGCCCCCGAGACACAACCACCCUACAGUACUGACACUUAAAAGAGUAUUUUUCUAUCCGAGCGUCACCCUCAUCUCGGUGAAAGGGAAAGAAAAAGAUGAAUUAAUCAGUCAUCCAUUUUACUGUUAGGAAUAAUAAAUAUCUGGUCUUUGCAUUGUAUUUUUUUUCCUUCUGAUCAGUUACUCAUGUAGGUGUGCAAUGUAACAGUGUAAGCAUUUCUGUUCACCUAGUGUAAACUGUGCUAAUAGGAGGGUGCGCAUUAGAGAGCCAAGACUCCUUCACUCUGAGUAUGGACAGGAGAGAUGGAGGGCUGUGUGGCAGGGGUGACCACCUCCUGCUGGGACGUCUUGGGUUUUUUUUUUUUUUUUUUUAUUUUGUUUUUUUUUGUUUUUGUUUUUUUCUAGACCAGCCCAUUUUGCUCUCGGAGGGAUGGCUCCACGUGCAAAAGCUGUUUGGCCAGCUUUCCGAUACAGCUCUGAAAGUUAACGGCAUGUCUGGCAGUAGCUCGUUCACUCCAUGAAAUAAACAGUGAUGGGAAAA
Molecule: messenger RNA, 4061 nt
Organism: Megalops cyprinoides (Indo-Pacific tarpon)
Lineage: Eukaryota; Metazoa; Chordata; Actinopteri; Elopiformes; Megalopidae
Product: importin-5
Exons: 26
Coding region: 60-3341 (1093 amino acids)
Biological process (GO): protein import into nucleus
Cellular component (GO): cytoplasm; nucleus
Molecular function (GO): nuclear import signal receptor activity; small GTPase binding
Source: RefSeq, a predicted model, not a curated record